UCUAUUUUCCCCUCUGCUUUGUAGAAAGCAGAAGGGCGAAAUAUCUCGUUAAUUUAGUUAAUUAAUUCCCUUUUCUUCUAAAUAGUCCAUUAUAUACCUCUCUCUCUCUCUCAACAACACAUAUCAUAAUGGAGGCAAAGGCUGAAAACUCUAUGAUCGUUAGCAUUGACCAAAAAGCAAUUAUUACCCCUCACGAAGAACCUAAUAAUAACAUCACUCGUUCUUCCCUCAAGAAGGGUAAGAGGCAGAAGAACUUCUUCAAGGUGGCGCUGUUCAUGAUGCGAGGGCGUUCUCGUAAAUCCAAAAUGCUCGCCGUGGAUGACGAGUCCAAGAGCAUAUGGAGGAAGCUGGUGGGGUCCAUGAGGCCAUUGCACCUACAAAGCAACCAAUCUCCAUCGCAUGAUAUUGAUAAUAAUAAUAAUAAUAAUAACAUUCCUCCUCAUCAAUCUAAAAUGAUGAAGAUUACCUCGGCACCGUCUGAAAACGGCGACGAUGGGUUUGAUUCUGCAUCGGAGUUCACAUACUCGCCGUCUCCGGCUAGUAGUCGUUACGCCUCAGCCGUGGGGCUAAACGAAAUGGUGCAGGAGGAGGAGGAAGAGGUUGCGAAGGAGAAGAUUAAUAAUGAUGAUGGGGAUGGGGAUGAGAUGAUUGAUGCCAAGGCUGAGGAGUUCAUUGCUCAAUUUUACCAUCAAAUGAGGUUGCAGAGUUUGGAUGUCACGGAUGAUCAUUACCAAGAGAUAAGCAUGAGGUCAUUAGGCUUAUGAGUUAUCAACUAUGAUCAGCUUCAUCGUGUGUCAUGUCGUGCUUCCUUCACCUCUAAUUAUGCAACCCUAUGCAUGCAUAUAUGGAUUCAACGAAAUUUAGGUAGAAAUAUACGGGGAUUUAAAAAUUACCCUUCUCAGCACAUAGAAGAGGUAUAUAUGCAUUUAUGAUUAUAAAAAAAUAAAAAUACAUACAUGCAUAUAUAAAGUGUAGCUUUGAUAUUAAAAAAAUUAUCGUUGAGAUAUACUUGAGGGAAGGUUGAACGAUGACGAAAAUGAGUUUUCAGCUGGCUAAGAAAAACAUCUGAUUGCAGAAGAAACUCAUGGCUAUUGCAUUGCUUGACCUUAUUGUGAUGUUAGGGAGAAGAAUGAAGUUAUAUGUGACAACUAUUUGUUUUCUUCUAGCUUUUCAAUGAAUUCAUUUUGGAGAAA
Glycine soja is the source of this 1193-nucleotide messenger RNA. RefSeq lists its product as uncharacterized. The transcript has a single exon. Bases 129 to 764 code for a protein of 211 amino acids. The record is from RefSeq and is a predicted model, not a curated record. NCBI's taxonomy places the organism in Eukaryota, Viridiplantae, Streptophyta, Magnoliopsida, Fabales, Fabaceae.